UCUGUCAACGUUUGACAGCGGUUUCGGCGGGAAAGCAUUUCUUCUUAACCCUGCCUCGCGUGUCACGAAUGGAUGUUGCGCUUUACAAUCCAGUUACUUUCUUAAACGCAUCGCGUUCAAGGUUUUCAACGCACGUAUGUUCAGUAGUUUUCAUUUGAUUCAAGACUUUGUGUAAACUGAUUAACUAAAUGCCUCUCGCGAGUGGAAAAAUGGAUAAGGAAAAGUGUUGUUAUGACAAUUCUGCGUUUGUGUUGACUGAGAAAAAUAUUUGGAUGCAAAAUGAGCGUCCAGAGGGCAACGGCACAAUGGCGGACAUGGGAGUGUCACAGGCAGAGCUGGUGGAGCCCCGGGGAGACAACGGGCGCAAGCUGCCGCAGUACCUUGCUGCCCUUGCAGCUACCCUGGGAGCGCUAGCGGCCGGUUCCAUGCUGGGUUGGUCAGCCCCCGUGAUGGUCAAGCUGACAGACCCCAACAGUACCGACUACGACUUCGCCGUGACAAAAGGCCAAGGAGACUGGAUAUCCUCCGUCAUCAACCUUGGAGCUGCCUUCAUAUGCUUCCCCAUCGGUCUCGUUAUGGACGCUAUAGGACGUAAAAAGACCAUGUUGCUCCUCGUACUACCCUUCACUUUAGGCUGGCUACUCAUCACCUUCGGCACCAGUGUGGGCAUGCUCAUCGCAGGUAGGCUCAUCACUGGUAUCGCCGGAGGAGCCUUCUGUGUCACCGCCCCCGCCUACACCAGUGAAAUAGCACAAGACUCCAUCAGAGGAACACUAGGAAGCUACUUCCAGCUGAUGAUAACCAUCGGUAUCCUGUUCGCGUACGUCGUCGGUGGAUACGCCUCGGUGUUCGUCUUCAACAUCCUCUGUACUUGCAUUCCUAUCAUCUUCGGUGUCGUAUUCUUCUUCAUGCCUGAGAGUCCCAACUUCUUGGUGGUUAAAGGCAAACACGACGAGGCGAGAGAAGCGUUGGUCCGACUCCGUGGCAGCGCUUAUGACGUAGACUAUGAGCUCAACAACUUGAAGGCGAGGACGGAAGAAAACGAAAGGAACAAAGUGUCUUACAUCGCCGCUCUCAAGAAAAAGACCGCUCUGAAAGCUCUCCUCAUUUGCUACGCCCUGAUGGUGUUCCAGCAACUGUCUGGUAUCAACGCCGUCAUCUUCAACACCUCUCAGAUCUUCUCGGACGCCGGCGCCACAAUCCCGCCCACUAUUUCCACCAUUAUUAUCGGAGUGAUCCAGGUGAUCGCGACUUUCAUCUCCAGUUUGGUAGUGGACAAGCUCGGCAGACGUAUCUUGUUGCUCCUGUCUGCGCUGGUGAUGUGCGUGUGUUCGACUGCGCUGGGAGUGUACUUCUUCCUGCAACAGACGCACGGCGGCGACGCGGACAUCGUGCAGGCCAUCACCUGGCUGCCGCUGGUGUCUCUGUCUCUGUUCAUCAUCGCGUUCUCUCUCGGUUUCGGUCCCAUCCCCUGGAUGAUGGCGGGCGACCUCUGCCAGAUUGACAUCAAGGCUUUCGUCGGCUCCACUGCGGGAACCCUGAACUGGCUGCUGAGUUUCACGGUGACGAGUACAUUCAACUCCUUGAACUCGGCGAUAGGCGCCGGCCAGGUGUUCUGGAUGUUCGCUGGUAUCAUGUUGGUGGGCUUCGUGUUCAUCUUCUUCGUGAUCCCCGAGACCAAGGGCAAGAGUGUGGACGAGAUCCAAGUGUUGCUGGGCGGCGAGCCCCAGCAGAGGUCCGAGGAGAAGAAAUAAACGCCACGAACAGACUGACAGACAUCACAUAGUAUUUUUGUACUGAGACUUACACUUAAAGGUUUCUUUGGUGUCGCAGUGCUUCGGUUUAAGCAAUAUUAUAAUUUUAUAGAACCAAAGAGUUACGAUGUAUCAUUUAGAUGUACCGUAGGGUUUACCGCUGCGCUGUAAUUAUUUAUUUGUUAAACUUUACGACAUCCAGUCACUGGCAGCUUGUUAUAUUAUAGGCGCGUGAUGUGCAUAUUGUAACGAAUUCAGUUGUAGCUAGAACGAAUUUCCUUGAAGGAUUUAUUGCGAGUAACAUGGUAACAAUAAUAAUUGUAAUGUUUAGGCUAAAUAUGUGGUUCAUGUAAUGUAUGUACCGAUAUCAAUUUGUGGGGGUUUGUGCCCCAUUGGUCCACACACUCGUCCCUAAGAAUGAGAUUUUGUAGACAAAAAGAUCGAAAUAUCAACUUUUGUAACUUUAUAUGGAAAUUGAGUAAUCUGUUUGGAUAUGUCUUGCAAUAUUGGAUUGAAAACUGGUUUCAACGCAAUGGUUUGGAACUCUCAUGUUACAUGAGUACUUUCUGUUUCAAGGAGUCGAGUGUCAUUGCAUAAGAUGACUUUUCAUUACAAAAUAACAGUUGAGAUGUUAGUACUUCAUUGCAUCGAUAUUUCGAGAGAUUUCACAAUAAUUAUAUUCUUUAAGAAAUAUUCGAUAAUUGAAGUUUUAAAUGACUAGAUCUGUUUAUUUGUGAUGAAAAGUUGUCUUAUGUAUAAAAUAGGUUUUGUAAAGGACCCAGUUGCCUAUUUAUGUAGGAUUUUACUUAAUUACAUGUUAGGUAUUGAUAGUAGAUUUGCUACAGAACUUUUGGCUCGACCUCAAAGACGUCUCUCAUAUCGAAAUGCCAUAAUGUUGAUAUUAUUAUAUUAUACAAGUUUAUAUAGAAAUUCAUAUAUUUGCUAAUGUUAUAUAAAAAAUAUUUAUAAUUAUUAUUUAAUACCUGUUAAAACAAUAACGAGAGUAGCGCAAAUAUUGUGAGAUUUUUAAUAUAAAUUAAUUAUUUAAUAAUAUAAUUUAUUUAUUGAAAUAAUUUAUUGUAAAUUUUUGCUCAAAUGUCAUCUGGAUUUUUGGAAUAUGAAAUAUUAUGUUUAAUUGUAAGUGAAUUAUGAAUGCAUUUAUUUAUUGGCUUAUGAUUAAUUAAAUUAUUUAUAUAAAUAAGUGCACUAUGCCAAUGCAAUUGCCACCUUAUGCCAUUAAGUAAUUGGGCACUUAUAAGAAAAACAAAUUAUUUUAAAUGUUCCUGAAAUUGUUUUCAAAAUGGAUAUCAAGUAUAAAAGACCUGUCUCGCAUAUUUUAAGAAAAAUAAUAUUAUGGUUGUAUAUAUUGUUAUUAGAAUAAGUUUUAUAGUGAUAAUAAAUGUGGAAAAUAUUUA
Spodoptera frugiperda (fall armyworm) is the source of this 3169-nucleotide messenger RNA. It is a transcript of the gene nebu, whose product is annotated as facilitated trehalose transporter Tret1. NCBI's taxonomy places the organism in Eukaryota, Metazoa, Arthropoda, Insecta, Lepidoptera, Noctuidae. The transcript has 3 exons. The record is from RefSeq and is a predicted model, not a curated record. Gene Ontology annotation, biological process: carbohydrate transport; transmembrane transport. The coding region runs from base 189 to 1754 and encodes 521 amino acids. Gene Ontology annotation, cellular component: membrane. Gene Ontology annotation, molecular function: sugar transmembrane transporter activity.